AAAAAAGGACCUGGGUGCCCCACACCCCCCAGCUGCUGGGGGGGUCACUGGUCCAGAACCUGAGAGUGAGAUCCCAAGGAAGGGAAAAGGUGGAGGAAAAGAGGUGGAACUGGGUCUGGCUUCAGCUCUGGGGUUGUCCCCUCCUCUCCUCCCUCUGCAAACAGCUCCGAGCUCUGUGGGGUGAGGAUGUGGCUGCUCCUGGGAUCUCAGAGCAGCUCCAGGGAUCUCAGAACAGCUCCUGGGAUCUCAGAGCAGCUCCUGGGAUCUCAGAGCAGCUCCUGGGAUCUCAGAACAGCUCCAAGGAUCUCAGAGCAGCUCCUGGGAUCUCAGAACAGCUCCUGGGAUCUCAGAACAGCUCCAGGGAUCUCAGAGCAGCUCCAGGGAUCUCAGAACAGCUCCAGGGAUCUCAGAGCAGCUCCUGGGAUCUCAGAACAGCUCCUGGGAUCUCAGAACAGCUCCAGGGAUCUCAGAGCAGCUCCUGGGAUCUCAGAACAGCUCCAGGGAUCUCAGAACAGCUCCUGGGAUCUCAGAACAGCUCCUGGGAUCUCAGGGCAGCUCCAGGGAUCUCAGAGCAGCUCCAGGGAUCUCAGGGCAGCUCCAGGGAUCUCAGAGCAGAUCCAGGGAUCUCAGAACAGCUCCUGGGAUCUCAGAACAGCUCCUGGGAUCUCAGAGCAGCUCCAGGGAUCUCAGAACAGCUCCAGGGAUCUCAGAGCAGCUCCUGGGAUCUCAGGGCAGCUCCAGGGAUCUCAGGGCAGCUCCUGGGAUCUCAGGGAAGCUCCUGGGGUUUCAGGGCAGCUCCAGGGAUCUCAGGGCAGCUCCAGCUCUGCCUCCAGGACAGGAUUCCCCCCGCUGCCACCUCAGCCCAGCCCCUGGUGCUGGAAUCACCAAAAUGUUGGGUUGGAUCCAAGGGGUUUGGGUUCCCGUGGCCCCCCCCUCCCCACUCUGUCCAUCUGCCCACCCAGGUUCUGGGGAGACCAAAUCCCAGGAAUCUCAGUUUGGGUCAGAAUCCUGAGACCUUUUUGUGCUCCACACUCCAGGUCCCAGCGAGCAGCCCCAAGGGGGGGGAUGAGGGGGGGGUCACAGCUCACCCUGGCUCUGAACAAGCAAUAUUGAGAGGUUUUGUACCAAAGCUGUGCUCCUCCAAAGCCCCCACACCCCCCCGGGGGGGCUCAGCACCCCCUCCAAUGUUUCCCCCCUCCCCACGGAGCAGCUCAAACCCCCAGAGGGGGAGAUUUGGGGGGGGGGUCCCAGGGGAUGCUGAGUGGGGGCUCCCUCCUGGUGUGAUGGGAAAGUGUUAUUUGGGUUUUAUUUGUCUGGUUUGGUUUCUGGGUUUGUUUUGGGGGGGGGGGUUGUUGUUGGUUGUUGCUUUUUUGUUUUGUAUGUUGGAUUCUGUCAGGUGUUUGUUCUCUGCUUGGUUUGGUUGUGGUUUCCUUUUCUCUUUGGCUCUUGCCUGGUUCUUGCCUUGGCAGGGGCUCUGCUUCUGCCGUUCCUUCUCCCUUUCGUAAUAAAAAAAACUCCUUCUCCGA
This is a messenger RNA of Calypte anna (Anna's hummingbird), 1526 nucleotides long. RefSeq names its product ribosome-binding protein 1-like. The transcript has 2 exons. NCBI's taxonomy places the organism in Eukaryota, Metazoa, Chordata, Aves, Apodiformes, Trochilidae. The record is from RefSeq and is a predicted model, not a curated record. Bases 187 to 1113 code for a protein of 308 amino acids.